Messenger RNA from Tripterygium wilfordii, 1422 nucleotides. Its product is annotated as zinc finger CCHC domain-containing protein 10-like. Gene Ontology annotation, molecular function: zinc ion binding; nucleic acid binding. The transcript has 2 exons. The coding region runs from base 240 to 1031 and encodes 263 amino acids. NCBI's taxonomy places the organism in Eukaryota, Viridiplantae, Streptophyta, Magnoliopsida, Celastrales, Celastraceae. The record is from RefSeq and is a predicted model, not a curated record.
UUUAUACGGCGGUUUUUUUUGUCGUAUGUCGGCAUGUCUCUCGUCUAUAUAACUCUUCGCUGUCUUUCUACAGAAGCUCCCGCAAUAAUUAGGGAUUCGGGGGAGGUUCGUUGUCAUCGUCUUGAAAGGGUAUUGAGAAGAUUGGAGUGGAGUGGGAUUGAUAGAAUAUCAGAGGUUCCAAUUGUUGUUCCUGUGUUAAAUUUGUGUAUAUUCUAGUUGGAUUUCUGGGAAGUUAGAGCAUGUCAAGUAAGAAGGAAGAGAAAGCGCAGGCUGCAGCUGAAAGACUCAAGGCUGCAGCCUUGAGUGCUGCAAAGGGUCUUAGUCGCGCCCAGGCUGAAAGGGCAGCGGCUGCAGCUGUGCGAAAUGUUAAUGCUUAUGGCCAGAAAGAAGAAGGGCCUAGCAGAUGGCAGGAGAAGAGGGAAGCAAAGAGGCAGAUGUACUUGAUGAGUACUGAAAAGGCGGUAAGACUGGGUGAAAGAAAAGACCUUAAGCCUUCAAUGUCCACUAUUGGUGGCAACGCACAAUGUCAGAAGUGUUUUGAAAUUGGACACUGGACAUAUGAGUGUAAGAAUGAACGUGUCUACAUCUCACGACCCUCUCGCACUCAGCAACUCAAGAACCCGAAAUUGAAGAUGAAGCUCUCAAUCUCUUAUGAUUUGGAAAACCCAGAUGUCAAUAAGGAUGAAAAGGUUGAGAAGCGGUCGAAGAAAAGUAAAAGGAAGCAUAGGUCAGAUUCUGAUUCUGGCAGUGAUAGUGAGGCUUCAGUUUUUGAGACUGAUAGUGGGUCAUCAGCUGUGACUGGAUCUGACUACUCUUCAGCAGAGAGUAGUACAGAUUACAGUUCAUCUUCUGAUUCGGAGGAAGAGAGGAGGCGGAGGAGGAAGAAGAAGCAGAAGCAGAAGCAGGGAAAGGGUAGGCGUAGGAGGUACAGCUCGUCUUCCGAGUCUUCUGAUUCAGAUUCUCCUUCAGAUUCUGAUUCUGGUGAUAGGAGCAGCCGACGGAAGAGUAGGAGGCAUGGAAGAAAGCGCUGAAUGGGGCAAUUGCAUGUUGGCUGGACUAUUUGUGACAUUUAAUCAGCUUUGUGUUGUGCUUGUAUGUUUUUGAUACUGUCUCCUGCUUCAUGUGUGUUUUGACAGGCUCAUACGUUAAUAGUGGAGCGCAUCAGUUGAAACCCUUCUACAAAUAAAGCAUGCAGAACUAUUUUGUGUUUCCUUUCCUUCCUUCAGCCAUUGUUAUUAUGGUGUAAUGACUUAGUUGCUGUGAUAAGUUUGCAAUUAGGGCUGCUAUUUAGAAAAGACCUUGGCCCCCUUUUUUUCUUGUCAGUAGUGCUGUGCCUUGGGUUUUCAUUACGUUGUCUAUCAGUUUAGCUGUUUUAUAGGUUAUCCUAUCAUACUCAGCAAUGUUCAAAGCAUUUAAAUUAAA